AUGGCGAAAGACAACCGCGUCGGAGAGAUCGAAGAAGAAGAAGAAGAGGCUGCGCCGCUGCUAUCGAAGAGCCCUGAACCCGAGGCGGCCCGAACCAUCAAGACAAAAGUGCCGGAGGCGGAGGUGCAAGUAUACAAGCAAGGGAAGAGUCCGAUUGACGUCAUUAAAAUGGCUGUGAGCGGGUGGGACCAGGACCAGCUGGAGGUCCGAGAAAUUCUGGAAAAGUACGGGUUCAAGUCGGUUUAUGCGUUAACACCCGGAUCGGGUCGGGGAGUGCCCAUCAGGUUUAAUCCGAGGAACGGCCGGUCAUUGCUCACUGACAGAGAUGGCGCCGUUGUUUAUCUUGACGGAGAGCCUAAGGACUCAUUGCUCCAGCCCAUUACCAAGAUAUUAUUAGGAGUAGCAGUAAUAACCGUAAUGAUUGUCUUGGUUAUGAAAGAGACUCCAAGCUGGGCAGAAAAGCUCAACUUCUCAGGUGGUCGUAUUCCACCUUGGGUUUUAGCUUGUGCAGUUAUUGUUUUCACUCGAUCGCGGAAGAGUUUUCUAGAAAAACACCUACAGUGA
Messenger RNA from Sesamum indicum (sesame), 564 nucleotides. The record is from RefSeq and is a predicted model, not a curated record. Lineage: Eukaryota; Viridiplantae; Streptophyta; Magnoliopsida; Lamiales; Pedaliaceae.